GCUUCCGGGCCGAGGCGGAGAGGCCGCGAGCGGCGCGGCGGCGCUUCCGGAGUGCGGCGGGAGGCGCCGCGGCCCGGCUGCGUGCUGCCGGGCGCGGGGCUGCGCUGCGGCCGGCGGCGCCGCGGGGAUGGACGAGGACGGGCUGCCCAUUGUGGGCUCCGGCAUUGACCUCACCAAGGUUCCUGCUAUUCAGCAGAAAAGAACUGUAGCAUUUCUAAACCAGUUUGUGGUUCACACAGUGCAGUUUCUCAACCGCUUUUCUACUGUUUGUGAAGAGAAAUUAUCAGCACUCUCUCUCCGUAUCCAACAAAUUGAAACAACACUCAAUAUUUUGGAUGCAAAGUUAUCCUCUAUUCCUGGCCUAGAAGAUGUCAGAUUUGAAGUGUCCAGUGCAAAUAUGAAUAGCGUUACAAAUGGUCCUAUGGCACAGACUACUGUGGAUCAACAGACAGCUGUAUCACCUCAGUCUGGAAAGAACAAUAUACAUGAAGAAGGGUUACAGAAAACAGAGGUAGUAACAGAAAAUGUCAGAACUGUGGCCAAGGAUCCUCAAUAUGCCAGAUAUCUCAAAAUGGUACAAGUGAAUCUUCAUGCACAAGUCUUGAUUGUGAUUCUUGCUGUGAAACUGCACAAGGAAAACACAGUAAGACAGCUAGCUCAGCUCUCACUUUGCCAGGGUGUUCCUGUAAUGGCAAUACGAAACAAAAUGAUUUCUGAAGGGCUAAAUCCAGAUCUUCUCGAGACCCCGGAUGCCCCUGUGCCUGCCUGGGGAGAUGAUGGGAAAGCAGAAGACAGUUCCGAUAGUGAAUCUUCAUUUAGUGAUUAAAGAGACUGAUUUCAGCCUUUGGAAACCUCUGUUAAGUGCUAAUGUGUUUGGAGCUUUAGCAGACAGUGGUUUUCUGUGAGUCACAUGAGUGACAUGGUUUAUCUGACAGCAUUUUUAAGAGCUAAGAUCCUCCAUGUUCUCUCCCAGAAAGUCUGAACAGGCAACGUGUUAGUGUGUUUCAACUAGAACCUUUCCACCAUGAAAAUGAAUCGUGAGAUCCUUGCAAUGUUUGUGCUGCAUCAUUUCAGAUUCCUUUCUGAUUCUUCUGAAAUUACUUUGUAAAACUCUAAAAAUUCCACACCUCUAAACACUGCAUUCUGGUCAUUAUUGGAUUUUCUGUGCAACUCAUUUAACCUGGGUUGUCUUCUUCCUGUCCCAUAACUUACAGAUAAAGUAACUUUUCAAAAUGAAAUUGUUUCAUUGAUGAAAGGUAUUAUUUUUUUCUAAUGUACUAUAUUCUGUAGUGACACAAGAAUUACGUAGAAAUCAGCUAUCUUAUGGUGAUUGCAAAUCGGUGAUACUCUGUUUUGAGAGAAACUAAAAUACAACUGAAAAUAUUAAAAACCAAUCUGAAUCUAUUUUCGAACUAUGUACUGCUAUUUAGUGUCACGUUAGAGUCUAAUACAAAGUUGUUAAAGCAGUUCUUGCUCUUUAGAAGAGUUGAUUUAUCAGAUUCAGGUUACAGCGGUGUAGGCAAGUGCAAACAUUGCAAGAUUGGUUUGAAAAUGACACUGUGAAAGAAGCAAGUGACUGGGAGAUUAUUAAUGGAAUACCAGAUUCUCACUGCUUGUUCAUUGUCACGUGGGUCAGUAGAAACCACUUUCUGAUGGCUGUUGGGCUUAUUUGAAAGGAGCUGUGGCUGAGCAGUUUGCGUGGAAUAAGAAACCACCUUCAAGCUGAUGCCUGUGCUAAUAACUCCAGCAAAGAAGCCAUAAUUCAGUUUGUAUGAUGAUACAACUACCUUGCUACCUGUUGAGGUAUGCAUUAGGGAACAACAUAAAGAAAUCCACUUGGAGCCUGACUGGCCCUGAAGACUUCCCUGCAGUUACUUAAUCUACUCCAUGAGUCAGAAAUGACAUUUUAUUAAAGAAUCUUCUCUAAUAUAAUUUGUUCCACGUGACAUUCUUCACAAUCUAUUUGAAUUCCCCAGGUUAUUGUGAUUAUACCAGAAUGCUGUGGGCCAGGAAUCAUUCACUUUCUGGUCUUUCACAUUCUUCCUGAGACCAAGAAAAGACUCAAACUGAAGCUCUGAGUAUAUAGAUUUGUAAGCUUUUAUGAUCGAGUCGUUAUCUUCUCUCUCAGUUAUUUAUGCCACUUCGGUAGGUUAGCUGCUUUUUUUUCCUGUAACUUAAGCAUGGCUCCCAUUUCAGUCUAGCUGACAUAUUUAAGUUCUUCAUAACCUGCAAAUCAGACUAAUGCCUGAAUCCCUAUGAAAGCAUAUAUGCAAUGGAAAAUGUCUAGAGAUGGCAUUUCAAUGAUGAGUUAAUUAUCAUUCAACAGAAACAAAAAUAUUAAAUAAUUAAAACUUGGUAAAACUUGAAAAAUAUUAACAUAUUAGCAAUAAGUAUUACAAAGGUAAAUGUUACAGCGUUAUUCCAGAAAGCAUAUAUUAAAACACCGGUGACUUUUUAAAAUCUGUCUUUGAAAACUCAUUGAAGUAAUCUGUUUAAUUAAAGCUAUGCUUUGUAAACCAAA
Molecule: messenger RNA, 2521 nt
Organism: Falco peregrinus (peregrine falcon)
Lineage: Eukaryota; Metazoa; Chordata; Aves; Falconiformes; Falconidae
Gene: WASHC3
Product: WASH complex subunit 3
Exons: 8
Coding region: 128-826 (232 amino acids)
Biological process (GO): exocytosis; actin filament polymerization
Cellular component (GO): WASH complex
Source: RefSeq, a predicted model, not a curated record